Molecule: messenger RNA, 1077 nt
Organism: Malania oleifera
Lineage: Eukaryota; Viridiplantae; Streptophyta; Magnoliopsida; Santalales; Ximeniaceae
Product: auxin efflux carrier component 5-like
Exons: 5
Coding region: 1-1077 (358 amino acids)
Biological process (GO): auxin export across the plasma membrane; auxin polar transport
Cellular component (GO): endoplasmic reticulum; plasma membrane
Molecular function (GO): auxin efflux transmembrane transporter activity
Source: RefSeq, a predicted model, not a curated record
AUGAUCGGGUGGGGAGAUAUAUACAACGUUGUGGUGGCCGUGGUGCCUCUCUACGUCGCACUGGUCCUCGGCUACGGCUCCGUCAAGUGGUGGCGGAUUUUCACAGCGGAACAGUGCGACGCCAUCAACAGCUUCGUCUGCUACUUCACCCUCCCACUGUUCACGUUCGAGUUCACGUCCCACGUCGACCCCUUCAAUAUGAACUUCAUGUUCAUUGCCGCCGAUGCAAUUUCCAAGGCGGUGAUCGUGGCGGUGCUCGGCUUCUGGGCCGUGUGCGGCGGCGAAGACAGCGUUGCGUGGUCCAUUUCGAGUUUCUCUUUGGCGACUUUAACUAAUGCGCUGGUGGUCGGGGUGCCCAUGAUCAAGCCCAUGUACGGCCAGCUCGGGGUUGAUCUGGUGGUGCAGGCCUCGGCGGUGCAAGCCAUCGUGUGGCUCACGUUGCUUCUGUUCGUUCUGGAGUUCCGGCGGUCCGCGGGGGAUUUUUCGUCCAAGGCAGCGGCGAAGGACAGUGGUGGUGGUGGUGACGUUGAGUUUGAUUUGGAAGGGGAGGGGGUUGUGGAGGUGAUGAACGAUGAGCCGAAGCCGUUUUGGUCUUUGAUGAAGGUUGUGUCGCUAAAGCUCGCCACUAAUCCCAACUCUUAUGCCUGUACGUUAGGGCUCGUUUGGGCACUGAUAGCCAACAGGUGGAAUUUAGAAAUGCCAAGUGUCAUAGAUGGAUCGAUAUUGAUAAUGUCAAAAGCUGGAACAGGAACUGCAAUGUUUAAUAUGGGGCUUUUCAUGGCGAAGCAGAAAAGGAUUAUUUCCUGCGGCAAAACCCUGACAGUGUUUGGAAUGAUUCUGAGGUUUAUUGGGGGACCUGCAGCCAUGGCUAUCGGCGCAAUUGCUGUAGGUCUGCGUGGUGAUGUCCUGCGUAUUGCUAUCAUCCAGGCAGCGGUGCCACAAUCCAUCACCUCAUUCAUUUUUGCCAAAGAAUAUGGAUUGCAUGCAGAUGUAAUUAGCACUGCGGUAAUCUUUGGAAUGAUCGUGUCUCUUCCAGUGCUAAUCGGUUAUUAUGUAAUUUUGGAGUUCCUAAAUUGA